AUGCUCCCUGAGCUGCAAGAGAAAAGAGGUAAGCCACUAGAAGAUCGAUGGAAUCAUUGGUUGAAUGGAUUCGAACCAGGCUCGGUAGUGUUUUGUGCGUUUGGCACCCAAUUCUUUUUAGAGAAGGAGCAAUUCCAAGAACUCUGUUUAGGAAUGGAGCUUACAGGUUUACCGUUUUUGGUAGCGGUUAAGCCGCCAAAAGGCUCAUCAACGACUCAAGAAGCCUUACCAGAAGGGUUCGAAGAGCGGGUCAAAGGGCAUUGUGAUAUUCCGCAAUUGGCUGAUCAAGUUCUGACCACAAGAUUGUUGGCUGAGGAACUCGAGGUCUCUGUGAAGGUGCAAAGAGAAGAUUCUGGAUGGUUUUCUAAGGAGAGUUUGAGAGAUGCGGUUAUAUCUGUGAUGGAUAAAGACGGUGAGAUUGGGAAAUUAGUGAGGAGGAAUCAUAGGACAUUGAAAGAGACUUUGGUUAGUCCUGGAUUGUUGAGUGGCUAUGCUGAUAAGUUUGUUGAAGUACUGGAGAAUGAAGUCCACAAUACAAAAUUGUGUUGA
Messenger RNA from Microthlaspi erraticum, 549 nucleotides. The record is from the annotation of a GenBank genome assembly. Lineage: Eukaryota; Viridiplantae; Streptophyta; Magnoliopsida; Brassicales; Brassicaceae.